Molecule: messenger RNA, 2919 nt
Organism: Salarias fasciatus (jewelled blenny)
Lineage: Eukaryota; Metazoa; Chordata; Actinopteri; Blenniiformes; Blenniidae
Gene: cbarpa
Product: CACN subunit beta associated regulatory protein a
Exons: 10
Coding region: 49-2919 (956 amino acids)
Biological process (GO): negative regulation of calcium ion-dependent exocytosis; negative regulation of voltage-gated calcium channel activity
Cellular component (GO): plasma membrane; secretory granule
Molecular function (GO): transmembrane transporter binding
Source: RefSeq, a predicted model, not a curated record
CCUCCAACACCGCCUGCAUACACCGGCUCACUCACACUGACCUGGACCAUGAGCAAUGAUCAGCCUGUCCUGACAAGUCUGACUGAGAGCGCCACUGACGUCCCCGUCUCAGCAGGACAGGUGGAGAACUACGUCCUGCUGCUGGUGCUGCUGAGCGUCUUCGCCGGGGGGACGCUGGUCCUGCUGGCCCUGCUGCUGCUCUUCUGCCACCGCUGCUGCAUGGGGGGCCGACGCUACUCCAGAGCCAGCGAUGACCCUGAGAAGACUAACACCACAUACGCUGAGGACUCUCAGCCCACACAAGAAAUCACUAUUCGCCUGGAUGAGUCGGACGCCCUCUCGGCUUCGAGCUGUCACGAUGGGGAGCCGGACCGAUUCGUCUCCACCGGCGCCACCGGCCGCAGAGUCUCCUUCAACGAGUCCGCUCUUUACGAGCAGGAGAAGACCGCCAAGGACAAGGGGCGCAGGUACACUCUGACCGAGGGAGACUUCCACCACCUGAAGAAGGCCCGGCUGACCCACCUCCACCUCCCCCCGGCUCCAUGUGACCUGAAGAUCCUCACCAUCAUGGAGUGUGACUCCACAGAGAGCAGCACGCUCAACAUCAGCGAGACCGCCGCCCCCAAGCUGCCCCUCAGCAUCUACCAGCCCUCUGAGAGGAGACCUCCUGACUGGGCGGGACAGAGUCUGAGCGGGGGUCUGCCUGGAGAUCCACAUCACUCCGUCAUCUUGGACCAGGGUCUCCACCAGUCCCCGUCAGCCAUGAAGAGUCCACACAGUCGCUCUCAGACGAUGGAGACUCUUGGGGACCGGGGUGAGGUGGAUGUGGCUCCAGUUCCAGGACAGACCUCCGUCCUCAAUUUCUUCUCCAAGCUGCGACGGCACGCCAGCCUGGAGGGGGCGGGGCCUUACUUCAGGAGGUGGAAGUUUGACACCAGUCACCGCGCGGCAAGUCUGGACGCUAAAGGAUCUCCCAAAAGAAAACCGUUUCAGAGGCAGAGGGCGGCCAGUGAGAACACCGACCACACCGAAGACGACUCCUCCCCUCUCCAAGACGAGGCCUUCGAAUCUUUCCCACAAACUCCCAUCGCAACCGGCGGCCUGCAGGCCCUGUCCGCAGAGUCUCUGUCUCAGCCUGCAUCUGCAGCCUAUUUCAGCCGGUUGAACCUGGAGGCCAGGGCUGAAGGGGCAGCUAGAGGCACCGGGACUGAAGACCUGUGUUCUCCACUGAACGGUGGCGUCGCUCAGAGGAAGGAGGCGGCCACGGUCAAUGGAACAGGAGAGGAACUGGAGGCCAUGGUGGAAGCAGACAGGCUUGAAUCCAUAGAGGAUGACUUGUUCAGAGCACAACAGGAAGCAGCCGUCCAGGAACGCUUCGAAGAGAUGUUGAGGAAAGCUGAAGACCCAAAGACGGACACCAGAACAGCAGCGGUGAAAAAGAAGGAGGCGGACGUGGACGACGGAGACGAGGUGGUUCUAGGAGCCGAAGGUCGACGGCGGACCGACUCGGGCUCAUCUCUGUCCUUCAUGAUUCGCCAGGAGAGCUGCGAAGCACCUCCCUCUCUGUACAGGGACAUCUGGAGCCUGCGAGCCUCUCUGGAGCAGUACGCCUCGUCCGACCAGAGCAGCACAGACCGCGAAUCCAUCCGCAGUGACGCCGACAGCAUCUCGUCGGCCGGUGGGGCGGGAGCUCGAUCCGGUCUGGUCAGCUGCUUGUCCCAGGACCUGGACGAUGAACCGGAGGGAGACGGAGAGGGAGAGUCGACGGAGGGAGGAAUCAGAGGAGCGUCGGGAUUGGACAGCGAGAUGGGAAGUGGAGCUGAGGGAGAAGGCGGAAACAGAAAGCUCCUGCAGAUGGACAGUGGCUACGCCUCCAUCGAAGCACCGUCCAGGGCCCCGGAGGAGAUGCGGCUCUUUGGGAUCCCUGGAGCCCCUCGAGGAAAGACGGCAUCUGAGAGAAGGUUGUUUUUCACCAACUCUGGAAGGAAAGGCUCUGUUUGCGAAAGCACGGAGUCCAAGCUGUUCCAGGAGGAGCUGGAGGACGAGAUGUCAGAUGGCACAGAAACUGACGUCAAGCUAACGGACAAAUCUCAGACUGACAGUCAGAGUCUCACUCUUCAAGACCCCCACCCCUACCUGAAAUCCCUCCAUCCUCAGAAACCUCCAGAACCGCUGUCCCCGCUCCUGUCUCCUCUGGUGAAACCCAUCUCACAGCCCACCAGUCCUCACAGGCCUCGACUACGCCGCCGUGACUACAGCAUCGACGAGAAGACGGACGCCCUGUUCAACGAGUUCCUCCGUCACGACCCCCGCUUUGACCAGCAGGACUCGCCGCUCCGCUCCAGGCACCGGUCCAGAGUCCACCUCCGCAAACAGUGGCAAAGACACAAGCAAUACAGCGACCCCGGGUCCAGCUCGGGGGGCAGGUACUCCCCGUCCCUGGAGAGGCAGCGGUUCACGCCGCUGAGGAGGGGCGACAGCGCCGGGUACCCUCUGGACACCAGGUAUCACAGCACCCUCUCUCGGAUUGCCAGCGCCGCCGAUGAAGAAGCCAACGAGGUGGCGGCCUCGGAGGAAACAGCUAAGCAGCGGACGGAGAGCGGAGGGGCCGAGGGGGACGCGACCGAAAGCACAACCAAGAGGAGCCCGGAGUCGGCAGGGGACACCGAGGGCGGCCAACAAUCCUCAGAAAGCACAAGUAGCCAGUCGGCGAGCGGACCCAUGGAUCCACGAGUAGACAACAGGAACAACAACAGCAGCCAGGCCAUCCUUACCGAGGUCUCCUCCGGCAGACUGACGGACAAGCUGGCGGUGUCCGUGGAGGAGAGGCUGUACGGCGAUCUGAGGAGCGCAGAGACCCGAUCCGAGCGAGUCCUCGCCGUGUCCCGCACUGCCUCGCCUGGAUUAAACCCUACAUGA